CUCCACACCCAUGACCGUGUGCUUGUCUGUCACCAAGUCAAACGGAACCAAACGGACUCGUUCGUCACCUGACAGAAAGAGAGGCGUCUUCACAGUCACGUAACAGACUGAUCUGAGAGAGCCGUGGAUCAGCCAGAUUCAUGGUCUCCACUGUACUUCGAUGAAGACAGCUACAGCUUCCCCUCCCUUCCCAGGAAUAUGAAAGGUUUAUCAAGCGGUCGUCCUCAGCUAACCUUCACAUCAGGACAUACCUGUGGGCUGCCAGACUGCGAUCAGUCCCUCGACCCCUUGCAGCAUGUUGGCUCCGACUCUCGCUCGCCCUACCUGCUCAGUCCGACCGAGAGCUGCCAUCUGGAUCCGCACCGCUGCUCACCUCGCAGCUCCAUCCACUCAGAGUGCAUGGUGAUACCCAUUUCCAUGGCAUCUGACCACGUUUCCAGCAGCACAUUUCCUAGAAUGCACUACAGUACACACCAUGAUGGCUCACGGGAGGACGGCUCCACAUCUCACAGUGGUGGAGGAGGGGGCGGAGGUGGUGGUUCUAGCAAAAUGAACCGUAUACCUGCAAACUUGCUGGAUCAGUUUGAGAAGCAGCUGCCAAUUCACAGAGAUGGUUUCCACACACUGCAGUACCAGCGCACAUCUGCCACAACCACAAGCAGCGAGCAACGCAAUGAGAGUCCCGGACGCAUCCGCCACCUUGUGCACUCCGUCCAGAAGCUCUUCACCAAAUCCCACUCGCUGGAGGGGUCGUUCAAGAUGAAUGGCACCAAGGGAGACUCUCGUUCGGACAGUGGCCACCACCACCAUCAUGGACAUCACCAUGGUAACCACAAACACAGCAAAAGGAGUAAGAGCAAGGAACGCAAGUCCGACUCCAAGCAACGCUCAGGGAUAGCAGGCUGGUGGAGUUCUGAUGACAACCUGGACAGUGACAGCACCUACCGGACUCCCAGCAUCAUGAGCCGUCACCAUGGAGAUCAUAUCACUCACUGUUACCCGGACAUGGGCCACAGUCACUUUGCCGAUCUUUCUCUCAAGACCUCCAAGAGCAACAAUGAUGUGAAAUGCUCGGCUUGUGAGAGCAUUGCUAUGGCACCCGAGGGCAAAUUUAUGAAACGCAGCUCCUGGUCGACGCUGACUGUCAGCCAGGCGAAAGAAGCCUAUAGGAAAUCUUCCCUCUUUCUGGAGAAACCGGCCAUGCCUCAAGAUCUGAAGUCCUCCAUGAGGCCUUGUCAUUAUUUACAGGUCCCUCAGGAUGAAUGGGGUGGGAGAGAUGAUGAAAUCCCAUGUAGAAGGAUGCGAAGUAGCAGUUACGUUAAAGCAAUGGGUGAUCAGGACAGCGGGGACUCUGAUGGCAGCCCUAAAAACUCCCCACAGAAAAGUGUGCGGCCCGAUGCACUCGUUAAAUCUGUGCUGCAGAGACAACUUUCAGACCAGAGUCAAAGUUACCAUCUUCAGACCUCUAGGGAAAUUCAUCCCAGCAUCAUGCUGGAACCAUCUCCCAACUACAGCUCACCAAAGUUUCGCUCCAGGAACCAGAGUUACAUGAGAGCGGUGAGCACACUUAGCCAGGCCAGCUGCGUCAGCCAGGUGAGUGAGGCGGAGGUUAAUGGGCAGUUUGAGUCAGUUUGUGAAUCUGUGUUCAGCGAGGUGGAGUCUCAGGCCAUGGAUGCUUUGAAUCUGCCAGGCUGCUUCAGGACACGCAGUCACAGUUACCUGCGAGCCAUCCAGGCUGGAUUCUCACAAGACGAUGACUGCGUUCCUUCUAUGACAUCAUCCACUGUCACCUCCACCAUCAGGUCCACCACAGCGGUCACCUAUACACCCAGUACACCCACCUAUAAAAGGACUCCUCCACCUGUGCCACCUCGUUCCAACUCAAAACCCCUCAUCUCCAUCACAGCUCAGAGCAGCACAGAGUCCACGCAGGAUGCCUACCAUGAGGGACAGCUGGCCAGAAGGGGUCUCUGGGGUUCUGAUGGGUUGAGUUUGAGUUUGGGUCGAGCCCUUUAUAACUCCACUGACAGUCUGGACAGCGCCAAGGCCGUCACUAUCGCCAUGGAAGCUGCUGCCAUGGCAAUGGCAGCAAAAAGACACCCAUCCACAGACAGCCACAGCUCAGUAAUGACCUGUGAUAAAGCUGUGCUUGUGUCCAGAGCUGAGGAAUACCUAAAAACACCCCGGUCCUCAAUAGGAAUACAGGUAGAAGCAGCAACUGAUUCUGAGUGUGAAAGUAAAGGCUCUCGAGAAUAUCAGUCUGUUGGGAUUCAAGUGGAAGAUGUGAGACGUCAAGGACGAUUCAAAAGGUCUAACAGUGUCACAGCCGCUGUUCAGGCUGAUCUGGAGUUGGAAGGCUUUCCUGUGAUGGAGGAUAAAGGUCUUCAGUUUGGUGGUGGUUUCCAGCGGCACAGCGAGCCCAGCACCCCCACGCAGUACGGCGCUGUACGGACCGUACGAACACAGGGUCUUUUCAGCUACCGUGAGGACUACCGCACCCCCACUGAGCCUCCAAGUCCCCAGUGCAGCCCUGAGCAAUGGCUGGAGCCCUCGCCGCGGGAACCCAUCUCAAAGGUAGCGGUGACGGUAACGCCACCCCAACCGUCAGAUUCGGGAAAAGCAUCACCCUCAUGCAGACGGGAUGGAAGCUGGUUCAUGCAGCUGCUGCAUACAGAAACAAAAAAGAUGGAGGGUUGGUGCAAAGAGCUGGAAGGAGAGGCAGAGGAGAAUGAUCUGUCAGAGGAAAUCCUUGGGAAGAUCCGGAGUGCUGUUGGAAGUGCACAGCUCUUAAUGUCCCAGAAAUUUCAGCAAUUUUACUGGCUUUGUCAGCAGAACCUAGACCCCAGCGCCAUGCCUCGACCCACCUCUCAAGACCUGGCCGGGUUCUGGGACCUGCUGCAGCUGUCUAUCGAUGACGUUACCUCCAAAUUUAAUGAGCUGCAGAAGAUCAAGUCCAAUGAUUGGAGGCUCAUUGAGAGUCCUGUGAAGAAGCUCCCACCUCCUGUACCAAAGAAGACAUUGCGUAAAAGUGUGACGAGGGAGAAAUCUCUGGACCUCCCUGACCAUCAGAGACUGGAGGCGAGACGGCGCCUUAUGGCAGCCAAGCGUGCAGCUUCAUUCCGCCAAAACUCAGCAUCGGAGCGGGCCGACAGCAUUGAGAUCUAUAUUCCAGAGGCCCAAACACGGCUCUGAGAGACACAGGAAUGUGAUCGUCACAUCUUUAUCACACAAUUGUCUUCAUUCUCUGUGUCUGAGCCAGUUAGAAAUACCACACUUCAGUCAUCAAGGAAACCGUUGGAAAUGGUCUAUUCCAAACACCACAAAUUCAGAGUGUUUUAAUCUUCUCACACUGCUUUAACAGUUCAAAAGUUUUUUAACAUGUUUUGGAACUGCCUGCAACAUGUUCCAUAGACACAGUUUCAUACAAAAUUCACCCUUUGAUUUAGGAGACAUACGUGAUUACUUAUUAUACUGAUUAACCUGUUAACCUGCACCCCCACUCAGGGGCUCACAGCUGAAAAUGACAUACCUGAAUUAAAAUAAAUAUAGCUCCUGAGAACAGUGUACCACAGGCACAAUUAAGGUCUCUUUGGAAAGAAGACACUUGGCACUCUACUAACAAUGAAUCAGAGUUGAUAAUGCUCAAACAAAUAAAAAGUUAUAAAAGUUGAAGUGCCUCAUAAAUAAUGUGAACUUCAAAAAAUGUUUUAUUAUUUCAUGUACAAAUAUAUAAAAAUAGACCUGGAGGAAUCCAAUUAGGUAAAGGAUUGAAAGCCACAAGUCUCAUCAGUUUAUAUUUCAAAUUUGAGGAAGAUAUAAUGAAAAAUGGGGUUCCUGCAAGCUUUUUUCCAAGACUAUGUUGGUUCCAUUUCUCUGUUCACCUGCCCGAGGCACAUCCCCAGAAAUGACAUCCCCAAACUAAAAUAAUUGUAGUUACUGAACAAUUUGCUCUACAUGCACAAUUUAGACAUAUUUAAAAAGAAGACACUUUGGAGUUUAUUACCCAAAUGUAAAAGUUGAAAAAACUUACACAGACAAACAUUUAUAGAAUUUAAAGUGUCUUGAAGAUAAUUUGUACUGCAAGUAACAUUUCAUUAUUUUAUGAAAAAAUAAAUGAACCAACCUGGAGGAAUCCAGUUAGGCAAUUGAUUGAAAGCCACAAGUCUCAUCAGUUUAUAUUUCACAUUUGAGGAAGAUAUUAUGAAAAAUGAGAUUUCUGCAAUAUUUUUUCCAAGACUAUGUCCAGGUACCAAGAAGCCUCCUUGGAUACCUCAAAAAGCAUCCUAAUGACCAAAUGUUAUGAAGGGUACUGCAAGCUAUUUUAGUCAUCAUAUACACUAUUCAUACCGAUAGUCGCCCAUUCAACAUUCAAUGGCUGGUGAUGGCCAGUGAUACAGACAGGAUUCAUAUGGAUGGUCAGACAUAGAAUCAACAAUCACACUGAUGGCCAGCCAUCAGACAAGCCAUUGUUUUAUAAGGUGCAGUACCUUAUCUUUUCAGACCACAAUGCAUUUACCUUAUAAAUCAAAUGGGAAAACAAACACACACACACACACACACACACACUCUCUCUCUCUCUCUCUCUCUCUC
Molecule: messenger RNA, 4590 nt
Organism: Xyrauchen texanus (razorback sucker)
Lineage: Eukaryota; Metazoa; Chordata; Actinopteri; Cypriniformes; Catostomidae
Gene: dlgap2a
Product: discs, large (Drosophila) homolog-associated protein 2a
Exons: 13
Coding region: 199-3192 (997 amino acids)
Biological process (GO): signaling
Cellular component (GO): glutamatergic synapse; postsynaptic specialization
Molecular function (GO): molecular adaptor activity
Source: RefSeq, a predicted model, not a curated record